This is a messenger RNA of Symbiodinium sp. CCMP2592, 1113 nucleotides long. The record is from the annotation of a GenBank genome assembly. Lineage: Eukaryota; Dinophyceae; Suessiales; Symbiodiniaceae.
AUGGUGACGACGACGAGGAUGCCGACGAUGAGAGUGCAGAUUCGCGCGCUCAUCGGGAAGGGCGGCGAGACUGUGCAGGAGAUCCGGAGGAACAGCGGAUCGGAGGUGAAGAUCGACCAUCAGCCGUCAGAUCCGUUCGGAACGGUCACCAUCAUCGGAGAUCUGGUCAAGACCGAGGCUAUGAUUCAGGAGGCGCUGAACGCCAAGGGCUGUCCCCUGGGGGUUCCCGCCCGAGUGCCGGCCACGCCGGGGGCUGUGCCGACCCCGACACCAGGGCCAAUUAUUCCUGGAGCGCCGGGACAGCCGAGGGAGAUCUCGGUGCCUUCGGAAGUGGUCGGUGGACUGAUAGGUCCUGGUGGCUCCGUCAUCAACGACAUCCGGCAAAGAGCCGGAGGCAAAGGGCAGUGCCACAUCUCGGUGUUGCAGCCACAAGUCCAAGGAGGGCCUCAGAUUUGCCGCAUCACCGGCCCGGAGGAGCUCCUCCAACAGGCCGAGGAGCUAGUGCAACUCAAGCUGCAAGAGCUGAUGACAACUCGUGGCAUCCGACCGUCGGGUGGCUUCGGACCGACUUCAUCCCCAGUCUACCCACAGGGCCGACCUGCUGGCAUGAUCGCACCCAAUUUACCGCUGCGGCCGGCCCUGGGCAUUGGGGGCGGCGCAGCCAGUGCCGAAGGGUCCUAUGGCAGUGGCAUGAACCCGGCUGGCAACAGACCGUCGCACGUCGGUCAGCAGUCGGUGUUCACCCGUCCGAUCAACCCUGGGCUCGGCGGCCCACGGGUGAUCCCGCCACCUGCGGAGCCGCUGGGUUCGGGUGGCUACGGUGGCGGUGGGUAUGGUAUGGGGCCAGGCUCCGCCAAAGGUGGGUGCAUGGGCGGUGAAGGCUACGAAGGGUAUGGUGACGACGGAAGCUGGGGGGAGGGCUGCGGCGGCGCGGAUUCCGGUGCCGCAUGGACCAACGGAGGCUAUGGUGGCGGCUGUGGCGGUGGCUGCGGCGGCUGCGGAUGUGGCGGACCCGGCUGCGGCGCUGGCGAGUGGGACGAGUCGUGGGGGGCCGGUCAGGAGCAGUGGGAUCCGUCUUGGCAGGGUGAGUGGUCAGGUGGGCCUGGAUACUAG